GACGCAAGCGGCGCGCGCCGCCGCGGUGCAUGCCGGGCCGGCGGCGGGAACAUGGCGAGCGACUUCUACCUGCGGUACUACGUGGGGCACAAGGGGAAGUUCGGGCACGAGUUCCUCGAGUUCGAGUUCCGCCCCGACGGGAAGCUGCGCUACGCCAACAACAGCAACUACAAGAACGAUGUGAUGAUCCGUAAGGAGGCUUACGUGCACAAGAGCGUGAUGGAGGAGCUGAAGAGAAUCAUCGACGACAGUGAAAUCACGAAGGAAGAUGAUGCUCUGUGGCCGCCUCCGGACAGGGUGGGCCGGCAGGAGCUUGAGAUAGUAAUCGGUGACGAGCACAUCUCCUUUACCACGUCAAAAAUCGGUUCACUCAUUGAUGUAAAUCAGUCCAAAGAUCCAGAAGGUUUGAGAGUAUUCUACUACCUGGUCCAGGACCUUAAGUGUCUCGUCUUCAGUCUCAUUGGACUGCACUUCAAGAUUAAGCCAAUUUAAAUCAGACAAAUUGAAGUUUGUAUUACAUUCUGUAUGGGGGAAUGGGUGUGGGGGGGAGGAUGCUGUUCCAGCUCGUCAGGGUUUCUGGCCUGGAGCUUUUAUGUAUUUCAGAUUUUUUUGUUGUUGUUGUUAAAAAUUAUCAGUGAGUGUCCUUAUUAAAAGGAUGAGAUUUCUUUUU
Messenger RNA from Pseudopipra pipra, 670 nucleotides. RefSeq names its product mago homolog, exon junction complex subunit (gene MAGOH). Gene Ontology annotation, cellular component: nucleus; catalytic step 2 spliceosome; exon-exon junction complex. Gene Ontology annotation, biological process: RNA splicing. The transcript has 5 exons. Bases 52 to 492 code for a protein of 146 amino acids. NCBI's taxonomy places the organism in Eukaryota, Metazoa, Chordata, Aves, Passeriformes, Pipridae. The record is from RefSeq and is a predicted model, not a curated record.